AACUGAUGUACAAUGGCUGGUGAGCUCUGGUCCAGUUCACUCUCAGUCACAUGACAGAUAAUCUAGAGCGGCAGUUCCGCGUUUAUUGCGACAAGCACAGUAGAUACAGUGACAAGCUGAAUGGAUACUUAAAGCGGCGUCUUUCUUUAUGAUUUUGUUUGAUCAUUUCCGUUGUGAUCGCCUCGCGGCGUCGUGUUCGCUCUGGGGUGGCCCUCGAGGGAAAAGCGGAGUGGCGCGGGGACGUUCAGCAACAUGUUCAGCAGGGUCAGGUCGGCCGUGGCCAGUUUGGUGGGCGGCUUUAUGCCUGGCUCAGCCAGCAGCGGAGAGCGAGCGACUGGCGUGGAUUUGCCGCUGAAGUUCCCGUACGUGAGGCCGGAGUUUCUGGGACUGUCACUGGACGAGGUGGAAUGCUCGGCUGAUCAUGUGGCGCGACCCAUCCUAAUCCUCAAAGAGACGAAGAGGUUACCAUGGGCAACUGGCUACGCAGAGGUGAUAAAUGCUGGGAAAAGUGCUGUGAAUGAGGACCAGGCCUGUUGUGAAGUCAUGCUGGUGAAGAAGAGACCCACCGGAUCCUCCACACCCUGCAAACCAUCCAAGAGGAGAUCCUCUCUGCCUAAUGGAGAGGGUAACAGCCUUGCUGAGAGUUCAAUGGAGAAUGGCGAGAUGGUCUUCCACUACUGGGCUCUGUUUGAUGGACACGCUGGCUCAGGUGCAGCUGUUAUGGCCUCCAGACUGCUCCAUCGGCACAUUGCGGAGCAGCUGCAGGAGAUUUUGGAUGUUCUGCGCAACCUGGCAUCACUGCCACCUACUGUAAUGGGAGAUGACCUGGAUCAUACCAGUACCCCCUGCAUGCCUCGAGCCCUCUCAAGAGCAUCCUCCCUGCGCAACUCGCCGUGUACUACUGCGCCACGCUUUUUCACUGAGAAGAAGAUCCAGCAUGAGAGCCUUGUGAUCGGUGCCCUCGAGAAUGCCUUCAAACACAUGGAUGCCCAGAUCGAGAGGGAAAAAGCUGUGUAUAAUAUCAUGGGUGGAUGCACUGCACUCGUGGCGUCGUUCAUUCUGGGCAAGCUGUAUGUGGCCAAUGCAGGGGACAGCAGAGCUAUCAUAAUCAGGAAUGGUGAGAUCAUCCCCAUGUCUGCAGAGUUUACUCCUGAAUCAGAGAGACAGAGACUGCAGUUCCUGGGUUACAUGCAACCUCAUCUGUUAGGGGGAGAGUUCACACACCUGGAGUUCCCUAGGAGGGUCCAGAGGAAGGAGGUGGGCAAAAAGAUGCUGUACCGUGACUUCACCAUGACUGGCUGGGCAUAUAAAACCAUUGAGGAUGAGGACAUCAGAUUCCCUUUAAUAUACGGUGAAGGAAAGAAGGCUCGAGUGUUGGCAACAAUCGGCGUGACUCGUGGGCUCGGUGAUCACGACCUCAAAGUUCAUGACUCUAAUAUCUACAUUAAACCAUUUCUGUCCUGCUGUCCUGAGGUGAGAGUAUAUAACUUGACGCAGUAUGAGCAUGGCACUGAUGACGUCCUGGUGAUGGCCACCGAUGGCCUAUGGGACGUUCUCUCUAACGAGGAAGUGGCCGAGUACGUCACUUCUUUCCUCGCGAACUGUGACCCAGAUGACUUGCACAGGUACACCAUGGCAGCACAGGAUUUGGUGAUGCGUGCUCGGGGCGUGCUCAGGGACCGUGGAUGGCGCAUAAAAGACGAUCGCCUUGGCUCCGGAGAUGACAUUUCCGUUUACAUCAUUCCACUUAUGUAUGGUAACCGACAGCCAUAGAGCAGGUGCUUCUCUAUUGAACAUUUCUGUCUCUCUCUCACGCACAUACACACUUAAACAACUUUCCACACCCUGUGAUACACAGUGUACAGUGUUCCUCUUUGUACUGGAAGGGAAAAAAAACAUUUAUACAGUUCCCAUGACCCAUCACUUAGCAGAACUGCUGGUCAUGCGCUUCAAGACUAAUCCACAGUUACAGCAUGGUAAUGAGUUGUCUUUUAUGCCUAUGACUAAUUUCUUUCUUUCUUUUUCUUUUUUUUUUUGCUAGAUGAAGGCAGGUUUUUUUUUUUUUAAUGUAUAUCUUGUUAUUCAGUAGGAAAUAUGGAGGUGUGUGAAAGUGCAAACAUUUCCAAAUUAGUCAUUCUUUCCAAUCAUUCCUUAAUGUUCAUUGUUUUCAUUCAUAUCCCAGAGUGCUCACUACAUUUUGUAAAUGUAUUACAGUAAUUAAGCAAUAUUGUAGGUAUAUUUUAAUGACUGUAUGUUGUAAAAAAUAGAUCAUUGGAGUAGGUUGAAGUAAACUAUAUUCAUUUUCAGCUUCAGAGCCGUCUCUCUCACACACAUGCACUUAUGUUACGAUUAUUCUGUGACUUGAUUUGACAUCGUGGCACUUUUAAGAAUGGAUCGUUUGAUCAUUGGAAAAGUCAGUUUAUCUUUGGGAGAUUCAUUAUUUACUUGUUCAACAAUGGUAAAUGCAUAAUAUCUCAGGACGACAUUGGUGCAUAUACUCUGUGUGUGUGUGUAUAUAUAUAUAUAUAUAUAUAUAUAUAUAUAUAUAUAUAUAUAUAUAUAUAUAAUACUCAAUACUGUCUACAAACAAUGCAUUCUCUGUAUAUUCUAGUUUUCAAGAUUUUGAGUCAUGGUAUAGUCAUAGGCAACAAUUUACACAUUUGUGAAGUACUCUCACUUGCCACUUUUUAAGGUAAACCUACCUUGUAUCUACACUCAAUGGCUAGUUUAUCAGGUUAAUUUACUAUCAGUAAGUGUAGGUGUGUACUUACUGACUGUAGCCCAUCUGUUGCUAUGGACAAUUUGCCAGCUCUUGUCUACUCCACCCACAGGACCACUGCAACAUGUCACUCAUGUGUCUAGUAAAUGCACCUGAUAAAAUAGCCAGUAAGUGAAGCUACACAAUGUAUGUAUUGUGUCUUAUUAUGAACUACUAACUUGGUGUAUGUCUUAAAUUUGAAAUAUAUUACUCGUGUUUGCUAUGUCACACUCCUUGAGGGUGUUCCAUUGGGAUAGUAGUGUAUAAAUAAACUAAGCAUUUGACACACAUUUCCAGCCAAUCAGACUUUAGAUGGAUCUUAAACUGAACGCUAACUAGCUAUGUGAGAGGGGCUUAUUUAGCUAAAACAACUACACUGCAAAAAAAAAAAAAGUCAUCUAGGCAAGUGUAAAUAACUUGAAGAUAGUUAAAUAUAUCUAGUAUUUCUUAUAAUAAGAUUACAAUAAACCCAGUACAACCCCUGGCAAAAAUUAUGGAAUCACCACACUUGGAGGAUGCAUACCCGGAUUUUUUAACUCAUAACAAAUAAACAAAUCACAUAGGACACAAAACAUUCUUUGUUUCAUAGCUGAAUAUUCUGGCUUCAUGAAACAUACCUCAAAUAAAUUAAAUUGUUUUAAUUAAUGGCAUAUUUUUUUCCCCCCUCAAUUAGAGGGAAAAAAAUAUGGAAACACUCAAUGUUGAGGAGAAAAUUAUGGAAUAAUCAACAACAACAACAACAAAAAAAUCAUAAUUAUUACUUUGUUGCACCUCCUCUGACCUUUCUGUCAGCCUGAAUUCUUUGAGGCAUAGACUUCACAAAGAAAAACAAUAUUCUCCAUCAAGCUGCUUCCAACUUUCUCGAAUACCAGUUGAUAGAUCAGCUUUGCAGGAUGGAGGCUUGUCAUGGACCAAUUUUUGUAAUUUCCACCGUAAUUUUAAAUCAGAUUGCGAUCUGGAUUGUUUGCUGGCCAGGUCACUGAGUUGAUCUGCCUUUCCUGAAGAAAAGCUUUAACACUCUUUGCUCUGUGGCGAGAUGCAUCAUCAUCCUGAAAAAUGACUUCAUCAUCACCAAACCUAUUUUCUAUCGAUAGAAUGAGAAAAGUGUCCAAAAUUUCAGUGUACACCUGUGCAUUGACUGUUGAAGUCUCCCCUGGACCUUUACCUGACAUGCAAACCCAUAUCAUAAAUGAGUGGGGGAAUUUGAUUGUUUUCUUCAGGCAGUCAUCUUUAUAUGUCUCAUUAGCACGGCACCAGACAAAAGUUCCAGCAUCAUCUCCUUGGCCAACGCAAAUUCGUGAUUCAUCACUGAAUAUCGCUUUCCUCCAAUCAUCCACACUCCAUGACUGCUUCUCUUUAGCCCACUGUGAUCUUGAUUUCUUCUGUUUAGGUGUUAGUGCUGGUUUUUGUUUGGCUUUUCUAUACGUAAAUCCCAUUUCAUUCAACCCAUUUCUUACAGUUCUGUCACAAACAUUGAUUCCUGUCUCCACCCAUUUGUUUUUCAUUUGUUUUGUUGUGCGUUUUCUAUUUUCAAAGCAUAUUUCUUUGAGUUUCCUGUCCUGAUGCUUUGACGUCUUCCUUGGUUAACCCAUAUGUUGUCCUUAUAUAACCUUCCUAUUUUGUUUGUACUUGCACAGAAUAUUAGACACAGCUGACUGGGAACAACCAACAUCUUUUGCCACAUUCCGUGUUGGAUUUCCUUCAUGAAAGAGUUUUAUAUUCCUUUCCAUUGUUUCAAUUGACAACUGUCUUGUUGGGGCCAUGUUUCCUUUCAAGAAGUCCAAGGUUAAGGUGUGUAAGCACUCUGAUUUAACUGCAUACUAAUUUGCAUUUUUAGACUUGUGCUCGUAUUUGUUUUAGAAAUGCAAAUUACAGGGGGAUUCCAUAAUUUUUUUCCUCAACAUUGAGUGAUUCCAUAAUUUUUUCCUUCUACUUGAUCCAUAAAAAAAAGACAUUACUUAAAAUAAUUUCAUUUAAAUUGUUUGAGAUAUGUUUCACAAAACCAGAAUGUUCAGCUAUUAAACAAAAAAUGUUUUGUGUACUAUGUGAUUUGUUUAUUUGUUAUGAAUUAAAAAAUCCCGGUGAACAUCCACUAAGUGUGGUGAUCCCAUAAUUUUUUGCCAGGGGUUAUAUAAGAUCAUAAAUAAGAAGAUAAGCCUAUUUCUAAACAUUAUUACUCAUUUCAAGCUUGUCAUUUUCUUAUUCUAUUGGGAGAUGAUUGUGAUUCUUUUUAGAAAUAAAUGCUUAAAAUUAGUGACAUUAUCUGCUAAUAGAACAAGACUCUUUCAAGCUUGAAAUGAGCACAAAUGCUUGAAAUAGGUUUCAUAAUAUUAUACCUGGUUUAUUGUAAUCUUAUAAUAGGAAAUACUAGAUAAAUUUGACUAUAUUUAAAUCUUCUAUAUACAGUACCUUUCCACUUUGCUAAGAUACUGUACAUUUGAGAGGACUUAAGCACCGAAACCCAUGCCUGUAAUAAUGCCUUGCAUGGAAAUUUAUUUUGCAGUAUUGUAAAUACUUUCACAUAGAGAAUAUGCUUUAUAUAUACGAAUUCAGUUGCAAUUUCAGUUUAUUGGAAAACUAUAUUAAAGAUAGGCUCUUUAUGUAAAGUGCUAUGAGUGGUACAUUUGCUAACUGUGGGCUGAACUGCAUGUUUUGUAUGUUUGGAUAAAAAUACACUUAUGUUAAUCAUUUAGAAAACUAUGCCACACCAUGCCAACCCUACAAAUAGAAAAAAAAACUGUUAAACUCAGGGGUUUUAUGGGGUUAACGGUAUGGAAUGUAUAAAUGCAAAAACACAAUUGUUAGGGCUGAUUUUAAAUUAGAAGCAGUAAAAUGUUGUACCCCUUGUAUGUGGUUCUUUAUCUACAGCACAAUCUUUUGUGGAGAAAUAUUUCAGCAUGUGCGGGAAAGGAAGAUGUCUCCAAAACAAUGUGUAUGCAAUUGAAACAUGGGUGUUUAUAUGACAGAGUUCCCAAGGAUUGGUUUGCGUGAAGUGCCAAAUUUCACAUUAAUGUACAUUUAUAAGUGAGUUUAAGAGUCCCUAAUGUGUGAAGUAAUAUAUUUUUUUUUGUAUGAAAGAACUUCUCAAAUUAAGUCUGUCCAUGUAUGUAUUAACUGCUUCCAGACGUCUUGCUUCCUGACAUUGCUUUCCCAAAAAGAUAUAAAUUAGUUUUGCAGACAAUCUGGGGUGGGUAUUUAUUUCUAUGUUCGGUAUCGAAUCAGUAUAGCUAUAAAGAGUGUGAUCUUGGGUAAUUGUUACACUUGAUUCUCCCAUGUAAAUAUGAAAUGUACAUUUUGUAAUGUUGAUGAGGUGAAAGGAUAUUUUUAAUGUUAGUGUAUUUUAUGUGAAAUGAACAUUUUCACCUCCAUGUUGCUGUUUUUUGUUUCCAAAAAUAAAAAUGAAAUGAUUAUGAAGA
Molecule: messenger RNA, 6174 nt
Organism: Ictalurus punctatus (channel catfish)
Lineage: Eukaryota; Metazoa; Chordata; Actinopteri; Siluriformes; Ictaluridae
Product: protein phosphatase 1H
Exons: 10
Coding region: 253-1773 (506 amino acids)
Biological process (GO): protein dephosphorylation
Molecular function (GO): protein serine/threonine phosphatase activity
Source: RefSeq, a predicted model, not a curated record